AUGCACUUCAACACCAUCGCCACCUCCGCCAUCCUGGCCACCGCCGCCUCGGCCGCCGCCGUCCUCCCACGCCAGGCCCCUGUCCCCGAGCCCAUCGCGCCCAACAGCGUCUUUGAGCUCGUCGCCCUGCGCUCCGCCAGCGACGUGCACUUCACCUGGGUCAGCGCGGCCGACAACCGCCUGUGGCUCAAGCUCGCCGACCAGAAGGCCAGCUGCGACAAGACCAGCGACGGCAAGGCCCAGUUCCGCCUCAUCGACGGUGACCUCCUCCUCUACAGCACCUCGUACUCGCAGCAGCAGAUCUGGGUCGACGCCUCGGGCAUGGGCCAGGGCAUCACGGGCUACACCACGGGCGUCCAGCCCAUGCCCUCGCGCUACAGCCAGCGCGGCCCCUUCGUCUUCGACCAGUACAACAACCUAUCCCUGAACAACACGGCCGGCUUCCUGGCCUGCCCCAUGCCCGACGGCGUCUACCGCCUCUGGACCAACGCUGGCGUCGCCAAGCCCGCUGGCAGCGAGGGCUGCCUGCCGGUCUCGCUCCGCGCCUCCCCCGUCAGCGAGCCCAACAACUGCCUGUACAGCGACGCCCCUGCCCCCUCCUCUUAAGGGGUUGUUGGUCUCAGACGGAUGAAGCGUGACUGUAUCGGGAGGGGAUGCUCCCGACGCCCGGUGAAAGACAAUGUACCCAGUCAUUGAUGAGGAAACGAUUGUGUUUCAAUAUUUAGACAUAGACAAUGCGAAAUUAUGACGUUUUGCAUACCAA
This is a messenger RNA of Gaeumannomyces tritici R3-111a-1, 763 nucleotides long. RefSeq lists its product as hypothetical. The coding region runs from base 1 to 606 and encodes 201 amino acids. The record is from RefSeq and is a predicted model, not a curated record. NCBI's taxonomy places the organism in Eukaryota, Fungi, Ascomycota, Sordariomycetes, Magnaporthales, Magnaporthaceae. The transcript has a single exon.